Molecule: messenger RNA, 6329 nt
Organism: Fusarium verticillioides 7600
Lineage: Eukaryota; Fungi; Ascomycota; Sordariomycetes; Hypocreales; Nectriaceae
Exons: 2
Coding region: 1829-5458 (1209 amino acids)
Biological process (GO): positive regulation of GTPase activity; Ras protein signal transduction
Cellular component (GO): plasma membrane
Molecular function (GO): protein binding; guanyl-nucleotide exchange factor activity
Source: RefSeq, a predicted model, not a curated record
UGGAUGGGAGUCCACUCCGCCCUCCACCCCCUGGAACUUGGAACUCCCACUUGGGACAGGCCAGGACCCCCUGGACUGGGAGAGAGAGACGGUUCCACCUCACUGACGAAAGACGUGGGUGUGCGGUGGCCACCAGGAACUGUAGAGCACAGAGCAACAGAGAGAGAGAGAGAGAGAACAAGACUCCCACCCGUCAAAAUCGACUACUACCAGGGUCGUCGACUAACUCAAGUUAAGGUGAUAAUACCACGGCAAUCCCCAGACCCCGACGUAGACGGUGUUCUUGUUCCCAUCUCUUCCCCUCGACUCGACUCUACUCGACUUUAUACCAUUUACAUUAUUCCUCCUACUCAAAUAUCCUCUCCAUCUCAUUCAUUGUUUUGCGUUAAGUGUGUGCGUGGGUUUGAUUUACGGUCUGGUCUAUUUUUACUUUUACGACUUGCUUCUACUACUCUUGGAUCACCAACAUCAGCAGCAUCAACAACAACAACAACAGCACUCUACCACAACCAAAAUAAUUCGUCAUCACCUAAUCUGAUACCUUCCUUGGACCGUUGAGCUCUCGAACGUUGCUGCUUCUCCACCCUUGUCGCUCAAUUUCAUCCGCAGCAUUCCAUCCAACGCGAACUCGACGAAUGACCUGACUCACAUCCAGUCAGCACAACCAGAUAACGAUAUACCGACGACUAAGAACGAUUAAUUGCAAUUGGUCAAUUUGGAUUGGAGUCAUCACAUUGACCUCAUCACUCUGUGUUGACAAGCAAAGGUAAGCAAGAGGAAGAGCCAAGAAAAGAGAGUCGAAGGCGUCAGUGGCAGAUUUGUUUGCAAUUGUUCUACACACUCUAUUCAACACAGCGCAGCACAACCCAACAUCGUUCCAUAUUGUCUUAUUUCUCCCCACAACCACGCAGGUACUGUACGUCGGCUGCAAUGCACAGACGGGCUUGAGGCAUACAGGCUAUGCACAUGGGCGGAUCGUGCCGCAGACAGGCAUGACAGGACUGGACCAUACUGUACAUGCAAUGCACUAUUCAGGCGAGACAAGUCACGAGGCGUUGUGUUGGGUCCAAGAGAUGAUUGUUGAAUGACUUUGACAUGGGAUGAUAAGAGCAUGGGCAAAGCAAUGCGCAUCAAAGCAAAGCAAAGCUACGCUACGGAAAAUAUGGGCACCUCGCGAGAAACCGUUCAAGGUGGACGUUGAACGAGGCGGGUGUGCUUGCUUUUUUGGAGCCUGGGGGUUCACAGAGGAGCAACGUCUUUUUUUACGCCCUGAAGCCCCCUCUAAAACGUCUUUUGCCAGGUACCUGGCGUGGCCGCUACAGCUACGCCUUGCAGAAGGUCCCCCCCUGCGAUCCUGAGCAUUCCAAUUCCUCGACAAGUCCUCCAUGGCCCCCUCCAACCCUCUUGACAUCGUCUCCCUUCAUUCCAUCACAUUUCCCACAAACAAUCAAUUGAAUUCGCGACUUCUCGUCCCCAGGUGACUUGCUAACAUUUCUCUUCUUUCCCAGCCAACCGAGUUCCCCUUCCUCCAUUUCCUGUUGCUGGCUGUGGUGCAGUUCUAUCGAGUUUGAUCCCAACAUCAUCACCACCACCACUUACACCAUCGUCGAUAUCGAGUUUUCGUUACUCCAGCUUCAUCAUCAGCCUGCACUGUUCUCUUGGAUAUUCAGACACGACUGCUUGUCAAGAGAGAAAGGGAUAGAAGAGGACUGAACAGAAAGAGCCGGAUCAUUUCUUGGUUCGAGUGGUUGUAUAAACCCACCGGCCGAACCGUUGGUCCCCCGAUGAUCUAAACGGCGACAUCGAUUGUCAGCGGCAAUCGCACGCAAUGUUUAGCGACCAGCCUAUGCGAGCCAGUCUCCAGGUGGCUCCCCUUGCCAUCGCCAAAUCACGAACUGAAUCAUCUGGAGAUGCUUCAUCGACCUCAGAUAACGACAACACUCUCUACUCACAAUCACAAAUGACACCCCCCGCUACACCAAAUGGCUCGCAGGAGGAUCUCUCACCUUCACCCCAGUACAUCCCUCCCCAAGUCUUCCACAACUUCCUGCGAGCCUUCUAUCCUUUCAACCCCAGUUAUGUUAUGUCCGAUUCGAGUGUGACAUUACCUCUGAACGAGGGUGAUGUGAUUCUCGUGCACUCUAUUCACACCAAUGGAUGGGCUGAUGGCACAUUACUUAUCUCGGGCGCCCGAGGAUGGUUGCCGACCAACUAUUGCGAGGCUUACGAGCCUGAUGACAUGUGCAACCUUCUAAAAGCCCUCUUGAACUUUUGGGAUCUGCUUCGAAGCACAUCAGUCAAUGAUAAGGAGAUCUUUGGCAACCAGGAGUUCAUGAAGGGCAUCAUUGCUGGCGUUCGAUUCCUAUUGGAACGAACAAACUGUCUCAACCGAGAGUCUACCCAUAUUCAAAGGAACGAUGCUCUGCGCAAGUGCCGCAAGUCUCUUCUCUCUGAACUAUCGUCCUUGGUCAAGACAGCAAAGCGAUUGCAAGAGACACAACGUCUCGAAAUUGCUCCCGUUGAAGAUGUGAAUGAUAUCAUCGAUGAGAUGAUCCUCAAAGCCUUUAGAAUUGUAACAAAGGGAGUUCGGUUUAUGGAUGUGCUCGAGGAUGACCGAAGGGCACGUGCGCCUUCAGCUGUUACUGUUAUGGAUACAGUGCUCGAAGAAUCAUACGUGCCGCCAACACCACCCGCUGAUCAGUCUUCCUUUGAUGAACAAAGCCAACGCAGCACAAACAUAAAUGACACGGAUUCCCAAGCUGCCGCCAGCGUCGCUGCCUCUGAAUCGAGCGAGACUACUCAAACAUCAACAUCCAUCUUCAACAAGCGAUUAUCGUCACUCAGUGGUCGUACUGGCCCGAGCUCUCACAGGUUGUCCCAGGGAAGCCUUUCGCAAGCUCAAGCUCACCGCUUGUCGGCCACUAUUUCGCACCGAGUGUCUCUUGCUGGCCCAUCGUCAGUAUCAAGAGCCCAUCAUCUGGUUACUGAGCGCCUGAACCGCAGCCACGACACGUUCCUGUCCCAUCUGGGCUCCUUCAUCGGCCGCCUGCAUCUCCAAUCACAGUCGCGCCCCGAGCUCGCAUCAGCGAUCCGGCAGUCUGCGCUUUCAGGUGGAGAAUUGCUGGCAGUAAUUGACGGCGUCUAUGACCACAUCAACUCCAGCUCUGAGGCUCUUGCCCGAGCUCGAUCCACCAUGUUCGCCCGAAUCCAAGAUCUAGUCUUCUCUGCCCGCGAUACCCUUGUCAGCGCUGCCUCUGAAGAUGCCGAUUUGAUUAUGCCCCAUGACAACACAAUGCUCCUCGCAUCCGCUACGGGCUGCGUUAGGGCCGCUGGAGAUUGCGUUGCCAAGGCAAAAUCCGCUAUCGAGCGCAUUGGCGAUUUUGAAUUCGAGCUCGAGACUAGCAGCCUCGGAAUUGAUCUCAGCAUUCUCGAUAUCGAUACUGAGGAGCGAGCUAGGACCCCAUCUGUUUCAGAGCACAAUGACGCUGUCAGCGUUGCCGGCUCCAACCGAACCUCCAAUUCAUCUAACGGACAUGCUCGUCGCCUCACUGUUGUCGCAAUUGACAAGCCUCUUCCCGAGGUUCCCCAGGUGACCACACCUGCUGAUGAACAGACCGCUCACCCUUCACCCACCUCUUCACGACGCUCGUCAGUUGCUGACGACAACGUCUCCAGCGUUGCAUCCUCCAUUUCCUCCCUGCGACCUUCUCUUCCUCCCCUUCCCAAGCUUUCUACCACUCACCUUGCCAACGAGGAAUACAGCCCUGUUGAUAACAAUGAUAACGACUUCAACUCCUCUUCUCGGUUCGACAGUAUGGUUGCUUCAAGCGCUGGCAGCAGUGCCACAUACCUCAGCCGUGACUCCGAGGUCAGCAUGGUUUCGCAGUCUUCCACUCGAGCUACCACUCCUGAGCAGAACCUUGCCCCUCAGAAGCAGCCUUCGCUGUCGAAUUUGAGUAACGGUGGAAGCUCGGAGGAUGUCGACGUCGAGUCAAGACUUAUGGAGAAGACUUUUGCUCACGAGCUCAUGUUCAACAAGGAGGGCCAAGUUACUGGCGGCUCUCUCCCCGCUCUUGUCGAGCGUCUCACAACCCACGAAUCUACUCCUGAUGCCAUGUUUGUCUCUACCUUCUACCUCACCUUCCGCCUCUUCUGCACGCCGAUCCGACUGGCUGAAGCGCUUAUUGAGCGAUAUGACUACGUUAACGACUCCCCUCAUGUGGCUGGACCUGUCCGUUUGAGAGUAUACAAUGCUUUCAAGGGCUGGCUCGAGUCCCACUGGAGGGACGAGACCGAUCGCGAUGCUCUUGACCUGAUCAUGCCCUUUGCUGAACACAAGCUGGCGUCCUCUCUGCCUUCUGCUGGCCGACGUCUGUUUGAGCUUGCUCAGCGUGUCUCUGGCGAGGGUUCUCUGGUGCCCCGACUUGUCUCCUCAAUGGGCAAGACCAACACCUCGAUUGGUCAAUACGUGCCCGCUGAUACUCCUUUGCCCAUUCCUGCCAUCACCAAGGGCCAACUCAACCUUCUCUCUGCUUUCAAGAUGGGUGCCGCCCAGCCAAGCAUUCUUGACUUUGACCCCCUCGAGUUGGCUCGCCAACUGACCAUCAAGCAAAUGAACAUCUUCUCUUCUAUCCUUCCCGAGGAGCUUCUUGCUUCUCAGUGGAUGAAGAAUGGUGGCGUCGCCGCUCCUAAUGUCAAGGCCAUGUCCUCUCUCUCAACUGAUCUUUCCAACCUCGUCGCUGAGACUAUUCUCCAGCAGCAGGAGGUUAAGAAGCGUGCUCAGGUCAUCAAGCAAUGGAUCAAGAUUGCUCACCAGUGCCUUGAGCUCCACAAUUAUGACGGUCUUAUGGCUAUCAUCUGCAGUCUCAACAGCAGCACUAUUAGUCGUCUUCGAAAGACUUGGGAUGCCAUCUCCACUAAGCGCAAGGACAUGCUCCAGAACCUUCAGGAUCUGGUCGAGCCCUCUCAGAACAACAAGGUCUUGCGAACAAGACUCCACGACCAUGUUCCUCCCUGCCUACCCUUCCUCGGCAUGUACUUGACCGACUUGACAUUUGUCGACAUUGGCAACCCUGCCACCAAGCAAAUGUGCCUGGGUCCCGAGUCUGAGGAGGAUGGCAAUGGUGGCAUCACUGUUGUCAACUUUGACAAGCACACCCGCACUGCCAAGAUCAUUGGAGAACUCCAACGGUUCCAGAUUCCCUACAGACUUACCGAGGUACCUGAUUUGCAGGACUGGAUGUCCUCUCAGAUCAGCCAUCUCCGCAGUGAGGAGGGCAAUGUCCAAGUCACAUACUACCGCAAGAGUCUCCUCCUUGAGCCUCGUGAGACUGCCAGCCGACCUCCAGUGGACUCUUCCGCUGCCUCCAUCGGUGGCGUUGGAGGUGGCCGCCCUGACCUCUUCAGCUGGAUCUCCCGCGACCGGGGCACCUCGACACCAACUCCUACCCAGAUAUAAGAUUUUGCUCAUCGCAUCAGAUCCCUACCGGACUGAACAGCAAUUUACCUUCACCAUUAUCACACGCACAUAUUACCUCACACCAGUAACUACUUCCUCUUUGAUACCCCCCAUUUUUGUUUGAACUUCUUUCAGCAGAUGGGAAACAUCGUCAUGUUCCUUAUGACCUCUAUAUCCAUCAGCACAACGGCGUUAUUUACAUUUGGGUCUGAUAAUUUAUGUUUUACGGUUUUCAACUCGAUUCCCAUGGGUGGAACUUGUUCAAGGAUCUUAUCACGAAGCGUGAGCGCUGGGUCCUUUGAGGUUCGACACUCACAUCAGAGAUCGUCGACCUCCCUCCAAAUUUCAGGGUACAGCUCAUCCCGCAUUUUUACAUUCUACUUUCUCACAUUCAUUCUCUUCCUGGUUUUUGCAUCCCUGUAUUAUCUCUUCAGGCGAAGAUGGGGCAGGGCGGUGGAAAAAGGAAAAAUAACUUCUGGGCACGGGUGCAUUCGAAAAGGGCUUGCAAACGAUUCAUGGGUGCCUGGGUUGUUUAUAUUUUUUUCCUGUUCUUGGGUUUCCUUUUAAUGUAUUCUCAAACGCCGCCGGCGCGAAAACGAGCGUAUCUGAUUCUUACUGUAUGAAAAAGAGACGGCAAGCCUGUCGUAUCAUGUUUGUUAUUCAUCAUUGAACUUCUGGGAAAGGAGUCUGGUGAAUCAAGGACUGGACAGGCAGGACAGGUGACGGAAAAGAAAGACAAAACGAAUGUAUUCUGCAAUAGAAUAGGAAGAGCAAAAAGAAGAAUUAGGAUCUAUCGUCCUUGAAAUCUGUUUCCCUCUGCCACUACGAUGUGAUGUGUCUACCAAGUUGAGGUGACGACUCUAAGCCUACU